Perca fluviatilis (European perch) is the source of this 2668-nucleotide messenger RNA. It is a transcript of the gene cep63, whose product is annotated as centrosomal protein 63. Lineage: Eukaryota; Metazoa; Chordata; Actinopteri; Perciformes; Percidae. The transcript has 12 exons. Gene Ontology annotation, cellular component: centriole. Gene Ontology annotation, biological process: centriole replication; de novo centriole assembly involved in multi-ciliated epithelial cell differentiation. The coding region runs from base 194 to 1735 and encodes 513 amino acids. The record is from RefSeq and is a predicted model, not a curated record.
GCGGAGGCGGAGUUACCGCCUCAUCAGGAAAUUCAUUGUAUAGUCUCAUAGUCUGUGGUUCGGUUGGGUUAACGAUGUAAACAAAAGUAGUUAGUCCCACUGAAACUAGCUAAUGUUAGCUGCUACGGUUAGCUAACAAUGUUAGAAACGUUAAUGACAUGCUUACUGCACUUAGGCUUAGCGACAAUCCAAAAUGGAGGCUUCUUUGGGAUCUCUGCAGAAUCCUGACCUAAGCUCUGUCCUGUCAUCAUGUGAGCCAGAGCUUCAGGAGCUGAUGAGACAGAUUGACAUUAUGAUCAAUCGACAGAAGAGGGAGUGGGAGGCUGAGAUUCAGGCCAUGGAGCUCAGGCUGAAAAGUGGGGAAGAAGAGCUGUUGACUUCCAGGGAUCUCAUUGAACGGAGGAACUUGGAGAUCGGAUUGCUCCGCAAGCAGCUAGAAGAAGUCCAGCCCGGUCGACAAGAGUUAGUUACCAAGUAUGAGCAGCAACUGCAGAAAGUCCGAGAAGAGUUAGAUAAAUUAAAGAGAAGUUAUCUCAAGCUUCAGCGCAAACAGCUCAAGGAGACCAAUGGAGUAGCAAAUACCAAAGAGGCAGACGGUUCAGAGGUGACCCGACUCAAUCAAAAGAUUGAGGAAUAUCACCAGCACUCUGUAGAGUGGGAGCAGCAGCGUAUCCAGUACCAAAAACAAGUGACAGCGCUGGAGACCCAAAAUAAGAGCCUGACUGAUGAGCUCACACACGUGAAAUCCCAGUGGGCGUUGUGCCAAAAGGAGAAGGGUUUUGAGAUGCAGCGUCUGCGUACGCAGCUGGAGAAGGCUCAGGGCAACAUGCACCCACAGGAGCUUGAACUGGAACGCCUCCGACCGCUCAAGAUAUGGCUGGGACAGAACCAGAGAGAGCAGCAGGUCAGCAGAAUGGUCCCUGCAGAGGAAAGGGAGGAACUGGUAUCCCAGAACACAUUAGAGCGAAGAGCCGGUCUUGAACGCCAAAGGCUUCUCAAUGGAGCUGCCAGACUCAACCAAGCGCUGCAAGCUAAAGAUCAAGUCAUUCGCUCUCUGGAGGACUGCCUGGCAGCGCAGGACUGUGCUGGUGUGGAAGUCCUCAGACAAGAUCUGGAGAAGACCGCAAUCAGGUUUUACUGCGCCGAAGCAAGCGAGGCUCAUCUUAGGGCUGAAUUGGCAUGUUUGAAAGAGAGACUGGAGAGAGUGAGCGGACAGAAGACCGAGGACCUGAGGAGCGUUAAGGCACAAUAUGAUUCCUCUGUUGCUGAAAUGAAAAAGGGAAAACACUGGCGUGUAAAGCAUACCCAAGUGACAUCCGUGUCGUCAUUCCUCUGGGUUCUACAGCUCCGAGAAGAGCUCCAGAGGGCCCGGCAGACUCACAGCGGUGAGGUGGAAGGAAUGAGGAAGGAGGUGUCUAAGCUGACCGCCGAGCUGCACCAACGUGACGUCACCAUCGCCACACUGAAAGCAUCCAGCAUCCCGCCGCAGCUCCGUGGCCAGGUGGAGCGAGCCGAACCGAAAGCAGCUGAGAUCAGAGAGCCUCUGUCAGUGUCGCCUGCAGAGAGCAUGGUCUCUCAUUUCCUGGAGGAAGAGAGAUUUCUGGCCAAGGAGCUGGUCCAGAGACUGGACACCCACAUCCAGGGUAUGAGAGAGAACACUGAUGACAUAGUGUCAAAGUACCUGCCAAGUGGCUCAGGGCCCGAGUCUGCCCAGACUUCAGCACAGAAUAGUUAGUGAUGGAGUAAGGUGGAAUAAAUCUGAAAAAUGUGCCUUGAACAGCAGUGUGGAGGACUGUGUGCUUGUUCUGAAUUAGAUUGCGGUGAAGAGAAUGACAUUUGUGGGGCAUUUGGUGUGUGCCUCAAAGGAAUGAAUUGAAUUGAAGACCUCUUUUCUUACUUUAACAGAGUUUGCACAAUUAAGUUCAGUAUGACAGCGCAGAGCUUUGAGUUCACCUGAGUGUUCAUAAGAACUGUCAAAGGGAGGGCUUGUACUUCAAAAGUUCCAGUGAGCUCUCAGGCCUGUAAAGUGCUGCGGCCCACUCCAUCCCCACAGCGUGGCCCAUGUUGUAUGAGGUUAUGCAUAUGACAUAAUAUUUGUCUUUCAUGGCUGAUGCUCAGAUAGCUGUCUGUGAUUUUUUCUUGUUCUGUUUAUCAUGUAUUUAUUUGAUAAAUAUUUAUUUUAUCUGUGUGGCGGCAGCUUUGAUGCGUUUUCACAUAAGGUAAAAAAAAAAACGUCCCUGGCACAUUAAGCUCAACUUGAAAAACUAGCAAAAGCUGAUUAAACGCUUUGCAUCACCUUAUGUCUUAUGCAGCUGAUGAGCAUACUGUCCCUGUCCUGUGCCUCCAUAAAAAAAUAAAAAAAAGCCCAGUAGUCUGCAUUUGUAAUCUGAAAAAACAUAACAGAAAGACAAACAAACCAGAUUACCAUUUGACUACACAUUGAAUUUGUUUAAAAGGUCUCAUUAUAUAAUGGGCUCAGAAUAGGAAUACAGAACAUGUCUGUCAAAACGCUACAGCUUCAGUGUUUUGCUUUGCUCUUUAGUGGCAUUGUUAGCUUUAAAGAAGUUACACACCAGGCCGAUUAUCGGUUAUGGGUUUGUUUUCUCCGGAAAUUCAAAGCCAGACGGUCAUGACGGCCGUUCAGAAUCUGAUCUCAUAUCGUACUAAA